This is a messenger RNA of Cokeromyces recurvatus, 1557 nucleotides long. RefSeq lists its product as uncharacterized. The record is from RefSeq and is a predicted model, not a curated record. Gene Ontology annotation, cellular component: nucleus; cytoplasm. Lineage: Eukaryota; Fungi; Mucoromycota; Mucoromycetes; Mucorales; Mucoraceae. The coding region runs from base 1 to 1557 and encodes 518 amino acids. The transcript is spliced from 9 exons. Gene Ontology annotation, biological process: regulation of gene expression. Gene Ontology annotation, molecular function: mRNA binding.
AUGACAGAAAAGAAUUAUUCAGCGGUUCCCCCACCGCCAUCUUUAACUUCAGAAAAGUCUUCUUCUAUUGAUUUUAAUGAUGCUUUAUUAAAAGCAAGGGCUAUUGCUGAAAAGUUGAAACGGCAAUCAACUGCUGGAUCCUCUUCUGUCAGUUCUCAUUUAUCAACUGGUACUAAAAGAAGCUAUAGCGAUGAUAACUCUGUUACAACUAAAUCCUCUCAAGAUGAUUACGGCAGUAAACGAAGUGCAUAUGAUGGUGGUUCUUCAAGACCGUCUUAUGAUGUUAAAGAAUCACGAAGAUAUGGUCUUGGUUCAGAGGAACGAAAAUCUUCGUAUAAUUCUCAAAAACAAGAAGAAUAUAGUGUUCCUAAUCAUUUGGUUGGUUUACUAAUUGGCAAAGGGGGGGAAAAUCUAAAAAAGAUUGAACGUAUGUCUGGUGUCACUAAGGUCCAAUUUGCUAAUGAUCCUGUUGGUAAUGAAAGAGUUGUUUAUUUAUAUGGUGAAUCAGAUCAAAUAGCUAUUGCUCGUGAUAUGAUUCGCCAAAUGGUAUCUGAUGCUCAAUCAAACGAAAAUGAUCGAUAUUCAGGCAGCAGUAAUAAUGAUCAAGAAAAUGAAUCUUCAACAACUAUCCAGAUUCCUGCAAAUAAAGUAGGUCUUGUCAUUGGACGUGGUGGCGAAACAAUUCGCGACUUUAAGAAGCGUAGCAAAGCCAAUAUUAUAAUUGCUUCAGAUAAUCAACAUAAUGAGCGAAUGAUUACUCUAAUAGGAUCUGAAUCUGCUAUUCAAGCUGCAAAAUCACUUAUUGAAGACAUUGUUUAUGGAAAUAAUAACUCAACUACUACUCGAAAUUGGAAUGCAAAUAAUCAACAAGGCAAUAAUGGCUAUAGUAGUCGUAUAGGAAAAUCGGAUGAAGAGCACGCCUCUAUAAAUAUUCCUGUAUCAAUCGUUGGUCUUAUCAUUGGAAGAGGUGGAGAAACUAUUCGGUCUAUACAGGAUCAAUCAGGUGCUUGUGUAAAGAUUGAUACGCAGGCAGAUCCCAAUUCUACUGAACGUACUGUAAAUAUAUCUGGUGAUCCUAAUUGCGUUUCUAUUGCAAAGCAACUUAUCGAAAAUAAAAUAGCAGAGGCUAAUCAAGGAAGAUAUAAUUCAAGAGGAUACAAGCCUCAACAGCAAGAAUAUGAUCAAUAUGAUGAAAGCGGAUAUGAUUAUCAGCAGCAAUAUAAUCAAUAUUAUGGACAGUAUUAUAAUGAUGGUUCUUCUUAUCAACAAUAUCCAGAAUAUGAUAACACUUUAUCAGGAAAUGAUCCUGCUCAAUCAAAAGACGCCUAUCCCUCUUCCGGUCAAAGCAAGACAAAUGACUCAGAUGAGCAAACAAACUUUGAUUAUACAGCUUACUAUAAUCAAUAUUAUAAUGGUCAACAACUUACGCCAGAACAACAAGAAGCUUAUUAUAAAUGGUAUCAGCAAUAUUAUGGUCAACAACAGUAUCAAGCUGAUUCAAACAAUAUUGAUGGAGAACCAAUUACGUCCGAAGAAAAGCAUGCUGAAGACAAGUAG